Theobroma cacao (cacao) is the source of this 1119-nucleotide messenger RNA. Lineage: Eukaryota; Viridiplantae; Streptophyta; Magnoliopsida; Malvales; Malvaceae. The record is from RefSeq and is a predicted model, not a curated record.
AUGUGUACUGUCGAUGGUUUGCAAUGUGGGUACCGAACUGCGAGCGCGAGGGUAAUUGGUGAGCUUAUCUCCAGCAGGGUGCAAAGAAAUUGUGUAACCCCAUUAAGACCAAAAGAAAUAAUGGCAGAGAUGAAUCGCAAGUGGGGAUUGCAAUGCCUAUAUGGUAAGGCAUGGCAAGCGAAGGAGUACGCGGAGAUUCUUGUGUUCGGUCCACUGGAAGAGUCAUUCCAACUCGUCCCCUCUUAUUUUCAUAUGUUGAAACAUGAAAUCCCGGCACUUGUUGUAAUACGGCUUAUAGUCGCUAUUGAUGCCACACAUCUGAAAGGCAGAUUCAAGGGUAUUCUGUUUGUGGCGGUAUGCAAAGAUGCAAAUGAGCAGAUAUAUCCACUAGCAUUUGGCAUUGGCCACGUCGAAGACGAAGAGUCUUGGUUGUGGUUCAAGCGCGAAGAUGUUGCAGCGAUUUUCACCAUGGCCGCCAACUGCUAUAGGGUCAUCGAUUUUGACAGACAUAUGAAUCAGCUAAAACAGCUUUGCAAACCUACUUAUGACAUCCUUAUGAGAUUAGGCCUUGAGAGAUGGGCAAGUGCAAGGUCACCAGUAAGGCGAUACAAGCUAAUGACAUCCAACACUGCGGAGUGUAUUAACUCCUGCUUGAGGCAUGCAAGAAAAAUGACAAAAACAGUCUUGAUCGAGUGCAUCAGAUGCAUGUUUCAACGUUGGUUACAUGACUGGCACAAUGAGGCAUUGAAUUUGACCACGCCCCUCAGCCCUUGGGCUACCGAUUUGUUGAACAUACGGUUCAAUGAAGCAUGUCACUUUUUCGUACUAGCAAUCGAUCGGGUGGAGUUUCAAGUUAUAGGCGGGAGUAAGGACAGAGUCAUGAACCUCUCCACCAAGGAGUGUUCAUUCGGUGAGUUUCAGUCCGAUAUACUCCCUUGCACGCAUGCCAUGGCGGCAAUAAGUAAGUGCAAACGUGCAGCCAUUGAAUUCUACUCGAACUAUUACAAGACUCGGUCUUGGGCGAAGGGAUAUGCAGCUACCAUUCGCCCGAUUGGGCAUCCUAGUGAAUGGGACAUCCUCGAUGACAUCCAACAAAUUGUCGUUUUGCCACCAAGUUAG